AUGGGGGUACACAGGGAUGGCCAGCAGGUCUUGCUGCUGAUUGGCUGGUAUUUGUCUAUAGGGGCAGGUGCCAUUGGUGCUGAUUGGUCAGCAAGGCCACAGGUUGUGCCGCUCUGCAUGCUGAUUGCCCCCUUCUCGCCCUUGCAGAAGGACCUCUCCUACCUGCAGCAGUGGCUGGAAGCCUUCGUCAUGAACUUCGAGAAGAUCAUCGCCCUGCCCUCGCUGGAGCCCAGGAGGCCGGAGGAGCCGGUGUCGGAGAUCCCGGUGCUGCCGCAGGAGGUGCUGCAGGUGCUGAGCCAGCGGCUGGGGCACUGCGUGGCCCAGGUCCCACGGGAGGAGGGCGGCGGGGCCAGCCUCGGGCAGGCCCUGCUCCUCCUCAAGUUCUUCAUCAUCAUCUGCAGGGAAAUCAUCAGUGCAAAGGAGAAGAGUAAAUACAAGUUCGCCCCAGCCCCUUUGCCCCCCGAGUUUGGCGCCUUCUUCCAAGAGAGUUUCCAAGCCGGGGCUCAGCUCCCUGAAACACUCCAGCUCCGGCUUAUCCAUCUUUUUGGGGCCAUCCUCUCCGGUUCCAAGCCCAACGCCCUGCGGGCCAUCACGCCGGCAGCGGUGGAGGUGCUGCUGGGGGUGCUGCAGCGGGGAGGCGGGGGGCCCCCUCCGGUGCCCCGGUUGCUGGAGCUGGCGUUACGUGGUGUGGUGGCCGUGGUCCACGUUCUGCACGGCAGCAGUCCCGGCGCUGGCCCCGUGCCCUUGCGUGUCCUCCUGGAUGGUUACUUCAGGGUGCUCAAUUUGGACCUGCCCGUUGCUUCUUUGGCGCCGGAGGCGGCCAGUGGCCUCGUUGCUCUCCGUGUGCUUAUGCUGGAUGCCAUCCCAGCCAUGCUGAGCUGCGAGGACCGCCCGGUCCUCCAAGCUGUCUUUCUCAGCAACAACUGCUUCGAGCACAUCAUCCGUCUCCUCCAAAACAGCAAGCUCUACCUCAGCAGCUCGCAGGAGGCAGGUGAAGCCCGGAACGAGGUCCCUGUGUGGCCACUGAAUGGGGAUGGACUCCAGCAGGUCUUUGACAGCAGCUCUGACGCCAUUGCAGUCCACGCUGUCAGGGUGCUCACUGCCAUCAUGAGCAACUCGCCCUCGGCCAAGGAGGUGUUCAAGGAACGCAUCGGCUACGCCCACCUCUACGAGGUGUUGAAGAGCCAAGGCCAGCCCACCCAAUGCCUGCUCCAGGAGCUCCUCAACAUGGCAGUGGAGGGUGACCACAGCUCCUUCCCAGUGCGCCCCAUCCGCAAUGAGCAACCUCUGCUCAUCCUGCUGGCCUGGUUGCCAGCCCUGGCAUGCUGGGAGCUGCAGAUCUUCCUCUCGGGCUGGCUGCGGCGGCUCUGCGAAGCCUCCCUGCCCAGCCGUCUCACCUGCGUCAAGGCGGGCAUGGUGGGCAGCCUACUGAGUGCCCUGGCUACUGAGCCAGCGCUACCAGCUGCCUGCUCUGAAAAUUUACUGGAGCUGCUGCGGGCGUUGGGCAGCCUCUCCAUCUGCCCCAGGGAGCUGCGGCAGCUGCUGCAGCUGCUGAGGCACGAGAGAGGUCGGGGUCCGCAUCCCUACGUGGCGCCUGUCAUCCGGGCGCUCUCGGGGAUGGCACGGGUCGAGGGACCCCCCCGCGCACUGCAGUGCUUUGACCUGACACCCGGUAUGGCGGGGAUCAUGGUGCCCACCAUCCAGAAGUGGCCCGGCAGCGCCUUCGCCUUCCACGCCUGGUUGUGCCUGAGCGAGGAGGAGCCUGAGCCAACGGCAAGGCCGAAGAGGAGGCAGCUCUACAGCUUCUUCACAGCUGGUGGGACAGGCCUUGAGGCGUUCUUCACUGCCGGUGGCGUGCUGGUGGUGGCGGUCUGCACUAAGAAGGACUACAUGACGGUGGCGUUGCCGGAGUUUGCCUUCAACGACUCGUCUUGGCACUGCAUCGACAUCGUCCAUGUCGCCGGCCGUCGACCCUUCGGCCAGAACAUCGUCAGCAUCUACACCGACGGGCACCUGCGAAAGACAGCGCAGCUCCGCUUCCCCUCCCUCCAUGAGUCCUUCACCUCCUGCUGCAUCGGCUCCGCGGGCCACCGGACCACCACCACCACUGCCACCACCACCAGCCACCCGCCAACGUCCCACGGGCCAGAGCUGGUCUUCCCACCGCACCCCACGCUCGGCCGCUCCCAAUCUGUCCCCGCUGCCCUGGGCCCCCACACUUGGACCCCGACUCAGCCCCCCACAGAGGGUGUGGUGGCCACCACAGCAGCCGGCAGUCAGGACACUGAGUGGGGCAGCCCCACCUCCCUGGAGGGUCACCUGGGCUCCGUGGCCAUCUUCUGUGAGGCUCUGCAGCAAGCCCAGGUCAAGGCACUCUUCUGCACGGGACCAAACAUUACAUCACCAUUUGCGCUGGAAGGUGACUUGGUGGAGCUCAGCAGCAAGCUCUUGCUGUACUACACCCCACAGGCCUGCAGGAACAACAUCUGCCUGGACCUCUCUCCCAGCCACGGCUUGGACGGGAGGCUGACGGGGCACAAGGUGGUCAACUGGGACAUCAAGGACGUGGUCAACUGUGUGGGUGGGAUGGGAGUGCUGCUGCCCCUGCUCGAGCAAGUGGUGUCCAAGAAGGAGGAGCCUGAAGAUGAGCAGGAGACCAACGACCUGGUGGGGCCGGAGCUAACGUCCUCCAGGAACGCCCAGGGUUUGCUCAUCCCGCUGGGCAAAUCCUCAGAGAGCAGGCUGGAGAGGAACAGCGUGGCUGCCUUCCUGCUGCUGGUGAAGAACUUCAUCCAGAACCACCUGGUGAACCAGGAGAGCCUGGUGCAGUGCCAUGGGCCAGCCAUCAUCGGGGCUCUGCUGCAGAAGGUCUCCAGCCCGCUGCUGGACAUGAGCACGCUGAUGGCCUCACAGAUCCUCAUGGAGCAGGUGGCCUCUGAGGGCAGUGGGCUCCUGCUGCACCUCCUCUACCAGCACCUCCUCUUUGACUUCCGCAUCUGGAGCAACAGCGACUUUGCCGUCCGCUUAGGUCACAUCCAGUACCUGGCCAACAUCGUCAAGGACCACAAGCAACGCAUCCGCAAGAAGUAUGGGGUGCAGUACAUCCUCGACUCCAUCCGGACCUACUACGGCACCUCCAGGGAGAAGACCACAGCCACUGACGACAUCAAAACAGUACAGACAUCCCUCUUCAGCCUGGUGAAGGAUUUCUUCUGCAGGAGCUUCUCUGGGGAGGAGAUGCAGAGCUUGCUGAGCUAUGUGGCUGGGGCACAGGAUGAGCAGCAGGUCUGCGGGGCGCUGGAGGUGAUCCACAGCCUGCUGAAGGGCUCACCUGCCCAGGAGCAGCUCUUUGCCUUCCUCUUUGAGCCAGGCCACGUGGAGGUCCUCUUCUCACUGCUGGUGCAGAAGAAGUUCUCGGAUAAAGUGCGGGAGAGGGUCUUCAAAAUCCUCUACAAGAUGCUGAAGUAUGAGAAGGUCCCUGAGCGCAGCAAGAACCGCCUGAAGCUGAAGGACAUUGGUUACCAGGGGCUCAUCGCCUGCCUCAGUGACGUCCCCACCUCCAUGCUGCUCUUCCGCUGCCUCUCAGAGCAGGUCCUCGGGGCAGACCCUCCCAACUACAAGGACCUAGUGGCCGUGGUUUACUUGUCCCACCGGGCUGAGCUGACCGUCCGGCUCGAUAUCUGCCGCAAGCUCUUCCACUUGAUCUAUGCGCAGCAGGACAUGGUGAGGCAGCUGGCAAGGUUGGCUGGCUGGCAGGACACGCUCACCAAGCUCUACGUCAAGGAGUCCUACGAAUCCCGACAGCACAGCCUGAGCAACGUGGGCAACGGGGGCUGCCUGGAGCUCCUCCGCCUCUCGGACCCCUCUGGCAAGGAGGGGGUGAGCCCACCACUGGCCGAGCUGCAGGAGCUGGAUGUCUUCCUGCCACUGGGCUACGAGGCCUCAGACCAGGAACUCUCCGAGGGCUUCUCCGACCACUCCAUCUCCCCAAGCGGCCGCACCAAGUCCUUCCACUCGUACAACUUCAAGUCUUUCGACUCCUCUGACCGGGCCAGCCGCUCAUCCUCCAACCCUGGUGAUGGUCCUCCCUUUGAUGGUGUCUACCACCCGCUCUCACCCUUCUCCACCUCACCCUUUGACCUGGGGCUUGACCUGGCCAGCACCAGCUCCAUCGCCACGGCCGAGAGCGACACUCACACCCCUACCAGUGGCCCGGGCACCCCCUCACCCCUUGAGAGCUUCAAGCCCUUCCCAGGGAUGCGAGCACGCAAGAGCUCCAGCCUCUCCAACGUCCUGGAUGAGAGCAGCUACCAGGACGCGCUGCCCAGCGACAAUGUCUCCAACACCAGCAACCCCCAGCAAACGCCUGAGGAGGAGCUGUGCAACCUCUUGACCAACAUCAUCUUCUCGGUGACCUGGCGGGGGGUGGAAGGCUGGGACGACGUGGCGUGGAGGGAGCGGGGGCAGGUGUUCUCCGUCCUCACCAAGCUGGGGACAGCGUGCGAGCUGGUGCGGCCACCUGAUGAGAUCAAACGCAGCCUCCUGGAGAUGAUGCUGGAGUCGGCGCUGACGGACCUGAAGGAGUCGGGGCCAGCCGCCCUGCCCAGUCUUACCCACAAUGCCCUCAAGCUGCUGCGGCUGCUCCAAGACUUCUUGUUCUCUGAGGGACACAACAACCAGGCCCUGUGGAGUGAGAAGAUCUACGAGGGGGUGAGCAGUCUGCUGGACAAGCUGGGCGUCUGGUACCACCUGGCCAACGGCACCUCUGACCUCAAGGAGAUGGCCCAGACGGGUCUACGCAUCCUCAUAGGCUACAUCAUGCUGCAGGACCCCCAGCUGCACUCGCUGGCAUACGUGAAGCUGCACAGCCUGCUGCAGACCGCCUCAGCCCCCAAAAACGAUGAGGCUUGCUACCUGCUGGGCAAGCUAGAGACCCCGCUGCGGCGCUCGCUGGAUGCCAAGUCAGAGACCACCUCCUGGUUGGUGCCCAUCGUCCGUACGCUCAUGGACCAGUGCUAUGAGACCCUGCAGCUGCAGCUUUUCCUGCCCUCACUGCCCCCCACCAACGGCAGCCCCACUUUCUAUGAGGACUUCCAGCUCUUCUGCACCACCCCGGAGUGGAGGGCCUUCAUCGAGAAGCACGUGCAGCCCACCAUGGCCCAGUUUGAGAUGGACACCUUUGCCAAGAGCCACGACCACAUGUCCAAUUUCUGGAACGCCUGCUAUGAUGCCAUGAUGAGCAGUUCCCAGCGGCGGGAGCAGGAGAAGGCGGCCAGCCGCAAGAUGUUCCAGGAGCUGGUGCUGGAACCGGUGGCGAAACGCUCUAAGGCAGAAAAUGCCCGGCACACCAACAUGCUCAAGCAGGCCAACAACCACCAUGGCACCGUGCUGAAGCAGUGGUGGUCCCUGUGCCGCCUCCUCACCUCGCCCCGCUCCGCCUGGGCUGACCGGAACCCACCAGAGGUUCGCUGGAAGCUGUCAAGCGCUGAAACCUACUCCCGGAUGAGGCUGAAGCUGGUGCCCAACCUGAAUUUCGACCAACACUUGGAGGCUAGCGCCCUACGGGACAACCUGGGUGAGCUGAUGGGACUCACCAACCCAGCCGUGUUUCGGGAUCUGUCCAAGCCCAUCGGGGUGGCCAACGAGCGGCACGCCCGGGAUGUGAAGGAGAAAUAUGAGAGCUUCGAGGACCCCACGGGCACCGUGGACAAGUUCCACUACGGCACGCACUACUCCAACGCAGCAGGGGUCAUGCACUACCUGAUCCGCACCGAGCCCUUCACCACCCUCCACAUCCAGCUGCAGAGCGGCAGGUUUGACUGCUCAGACCGGCAGUUCCACUCCGUGCCAGCGGCAUGGCAAGCCCGCAUGGAGAACCCCGUGGACGUCAAGGAGCUCAUCCCCGAGUUUUUCUACUUCCCUGAGUUCCUGGAGAACCAGAACGGCUUCGACCUGGGCUGCCUGCAGCUUUCCAAUGAGAAGGUGGGCGACGUGGUGCUGCCCCGGUGGGCACGUUCCCGCGAGGACUUCAUCUACCAGCACCGCAAAGCCCUGGAGUCAGAGUAUGUCUCAGCCCACCUCCAUGAGUGGAUCGACCUCAUUUUCGGGUACAAGCAGCGAGGCCCUGCUGCCGUGGAGGCCCUCAACGUCUUCUACUAUUGCACCUAUGAGGGAGCCGUUGACCUGGACGCCAUCGCUGAUGAGACACAGAGGAAGGCUCUGGAGGGCAUCAUCAGCAACUUUGGGCAGACGCCCUGCCAGCUGCUCAAGGAACCCCAUCCUGCACGGCUGUCAGCAGAGAGUGCUGCCCAGAGGCUGUCCCGCCUUGACACACGCUCACCCAAUGUCUUUGAGAACCUGGACCAGCUCAAGUCCUUCUUUGUGGAGGGCAUCAGCGAUGGGGUGGCGCUGGUGCAAGCUGUGGUCCCCAAGAACCAGGCGCACUCCUUCAUCACUCAGGGAUCACCUGAUGUCCUGGUCACCGUGAGUGCCAACGGCUUGUUGGGGACCCAUAACUGGUUACCCUAUGACAAGAACAUCUCCAACUACUUCAGCUUCACCAAAGACCCCACCGUCUCCAACACAAAGACCCAGCGCUUCCUGCAGGGCCCCUUUGCCCCCGGUGCGGACCUCUGCUCCCGCACGCUGGCUGUGUCCCCCGACGGGAAGCUGCUCUUCAGCGGGGGACACUGGGACAACAGCCUCCGCGUCACCUCGCUGGCCAAAGGGAAGGUCGUUGGGCACAUCACCCGGCACAUAGAUGUUGUCACCUGCCUGGCGCUCGACCUCUGCGGUAUCUACCUCAUUUCUGGGUCCCGGGACACCACCUGCAUGGUGUGGCAGGUCCUACAGCAGGGUGGGUUUUCCAGCGGCUUGGCUCCCAAACCCGUCCAGGUCCUGUACGGCCACGACGCCGAGGUGACGUGCGUGGCCAUCAGCACCGAGCUGGACAUGGCAGUGUCAGGGUCCAAGGAUGGCACCAUCAUCACCCACACCAUCCGCCGGGGUCUCUUCAUCCGGUCCCUGCGGCCACCCGGCGAGAGCUCUCCACCCGCCGUCCUCUCCCACCUGGCUGUGGGGCUGGAGGGGCAGGUGGUCGCCCAGACCACCGUGGGUCAACGAGCCUGCUUGAAGGACAGGUUUGCGCUGCACCUCUACUCGGUGAACGGGAAGCACCUCUCCUCCGUCCCGCUGGACGAGGAGGUGACGGCCAUGUGCCUGACGGAGGACUUCGUGGUGCUGGGGACCAUGCAGUGUGGGCUGGAGAUCCGUGACCUCCAGAGCCUCAGGGCGGCCGUGCCCCCCGUGCCCAUGCGGGUGCCCGUCCACAGCGUGUCCGUCACCAAGGAGAAGAGUCACAUCUUGGUGGGGUUGGAGGAUGGCAAGCUCAUCGUGGUGGGGGCCGGGCAGCCCGCGGAGGUGAGCGUGGACCCCCAGCUCAGGUUGAGAGGGGGUCAUGCCUCAGUGUCCUCUGGGUGCUGA
Athene cunicularia (burrowing owl) is the source of this 7482-nucleotide messenger RNA. RefSeq names its product neurobeachin like 2 (gene NBEAL2). The record is from RefSeq and is a predicted model, not a curated record. The transcript has 48 exons. Gene Ontology annotation, biological process: intracellular protein localization. Gene Ontology annotation, molecular function: protein kinase binding. Gene Ontology annotation, cellular component: cytosol; membrane. Bases 1 to 7482 code for a protein of 2493 amino acids. NCBI's taxonomy places the organism in Eukaryota, Metazoa, Chordata, Aves, Strigiformes, Strigidae.